This is a messenger RNA of Homarus americanus (American lobster), 417 nucleotides long. RefSeq names its product collagen alpha-1(I) chain-like. Lineage: Eukaryota; Metazoa; Arthropoda; Malacostraca; Decapoda; Nephropidae. Bases 1 to 417 code for a protein of 138 amino acids. The record is from RefSeq and is a predicted model, not a curated record. The transcript has a single exon.
AUGGAACCAGUGGGACCUGUGGGACCAGUAGGACCUAUGGGACCAGUAGGACAAAUGGGACCAGUGGGACCUAUGGGACCAGUAGGACAAAUGGGACCAGUGGGACCUGUGGGACCAGUAGGACAAAUGGAACCAGUGGGACCUGUGGGACCAGUAGGACCUAUGGGACCAGUAGGACAAAUGGGACCAGUGGGACCUAUGGGACCAGUAGGACAAAUGGGACCAGUGGGACCUGUGGGACCAGUAGGACAAAUGGGAACCAGUGGGACCUAUGGGGACCCAGGACACCAUGGGACCUAUGGGACCAGUGGGACAAGUGGGACCAGGGACCUAUGGGACCAGUGGGACAAAUGGGACCAGUGGGACCAUGGGACCAGUAGGACAAAUGGGGACCAGUGGGACCUAUGGGACCAGUAG